UUUUUUCACAUAUUUAAUCUGUAUUAAUCACCUUCACAACUUGCCGCUAGGCUGAAAUACUAUAGGGGAUUUGACUUUUUUGACAUAAAAUAAAUCGUGGUGUAGUAAAUAUGGCUGACGAACUCAAUGUUGACAGUCUUAUUCAUAGGCUUUUAGAAGUUCGAGGAUGCCGUCCUGGAAAGACAGUUCAGAUGUCAGAGUCGGAAGUGAGGGGGCUCUGCACCAAGUCCCGGGAGAUAUUCCUACAGCAGCCCAUAUUACUGGAAUUAGAAGCACCACUCAAAAUUUGUGGUGAUAUACACGGCCAGUACACAGACCUGUUACGUCUAUUUGAAUAUGGCGGCUUCCCGCCAGAAGCUAACUAUCUAUUUUUGGGUGAUUACGUUGAUCGCGGCAAACAGUCUCUCGAAACCAUAUGCCUCUUGCUGGCUUAUAAAAUAAAGUAUCCAGAGAAUUUCUUUCUGCUUCGAGGCAAUCACGAAUGCGCGAGCAUAAAUCGUAUUUAUGGUUUCUAUGAUGAAUGCAAACGCAGGUAUAACAUAAAGUUGUGGAAGACAUUCACAGACUGUUUCAAUUGUUUGCCGAUAGCUGCUAUCAUUGAUGAGAAGAUAUUCUGUUGUCAUGGAGGUCUCUCGCCUGACCUUCAGGGUAUGGAACAGAUCAGAAGGAUAAUGAGACCCACUGAUGUACCCGAUACAGGUUUGCUCUGUGAUCUUCUAUGGUCUGAUCCCGAUAAGGAUGUACAAGGUUGGGGAGAGAAUGAUCGUGGUGUUUCCUUCACUUUUGGACCAGAUGUAGUCAACAAGUUCCUGAACAGACACGAUCUAGAUUUGAUAUGUAGAGCCCAUCAGGUUGUUGAAGAUGGUUAUGAGUUCUUUGCCAAGCGUCAGCUGGUCACACUAUUCUCGGCCCCAAACUAUUGCGGGGAGUUUGAUAAUGCUGGUGGCAUGAUGUCCGUUGAUGAAACGCUAAUGUGCUCCUUCCAGAUAUUAAAGCCAUCUGAGAAAAAGGCAAAGUAUCAGUACAAUGGAAUCAACAGCGGCAGACCGGCGACGCCUCAGAGAUCGCCACCAAAAAAGAAAUAACUGAUGCUUGGCAACCAUUGUACAGCACAGUGAGACGGAUGUUACAAAUAAUUAAUUUAUAUCGAGUAUUAUAAUAACUGUUUCAUGUCGGACAUAGCCGAAUAAGAAUGUGUACUGUCGGAAAUAUAUAUAUAUAUAUAUAUAUAAUUAUCUAUCAAUUUGUGCCUUCCUAUGUUUAAUUUUACUUUAUAUGUGAGUGAUAUUAAUUUAUUUGUUUAGUUUACAGGAGUUUUUGAGCUGGUUUUGAUUUUUAUUCGGCGAUGUCGCGUGAUUGGCUUUUUAGAUCCGACGUUAGCAGCUAUUCAUCCGAUUGCCUCGUGUUAUGGACAUUGAUAUUAUAUUUAGAAAAAUUGUUUUUUUUUUUUUGUUAUGUAAUGAAGUUGAUUGAUGGAAUCUUUAUGAUGGCGGGCAUCGGGGCAAAUCACUAACAAUUGUGUUGUAGUGGAUCGGAAGCACCGUUGCUUUGUUUAUUCUAUAACUAAAUGUGCCUAUAAAUUUAAAUUUAUAUAUAGGUAUUGGAUGUAAGUGACGAGAAUUGGUUAAUUUGAAAAAUUAUUGUUGUUCACUCGGUCAAUUGGCGAUGUCGUUUUAAAAAAACUAAAUUCGUCUGUAACGUUGAUAUCUUGGGUUUUUUGUUUUAGCUUACAUUAUUUAUUGCGACCCGCUUAAAUCUGGCCUAAGACAUGCUAAGAUAUACCGGGUGGCACUGGCAUGUGCUUUCAGUAUAAGUACUGGACCCAUUGAAAAUAUAAGGGAGUGAAUCAGAAGUCCCAGUGAAAUUAUUAUUUUUUUUAUUUUGCACACAGUAUUAAAGUAAUGAAUAAGUAGAUGUUUUCAAAAUUUUGGCAGAUUGCAUGAUCUCCCUAUUGAGGCUUUAACUUCACAAAUUAUGUUAAGUCUCGUUUGUAAUAACUUUAAUGGCGGUAGAAUCAGUGUAGUCCUCGCAACAAUAGUGCAAUUGCUUUAAUAUAAUUAUAUAAAAUAUUAAAAAAUUAUAUGCAGAUAUUGCAUUGUACAAUUUUAUUUUUUAGCUAUGUUAACAAUGUCAAAUAAUAUUCAUUAAUAAAUAUUACUAUAUAAAAUUAA
This is a messenger RNA of Danaus plexippus (monarch butterfly), 2171 nucleotides long. RefSeq names its product serine/threonine-protein phosphatase PP1-beta catalytic subunit (gene flw). The transcript has 7 exons. NCBI's taxonomy places the organism in Eukaryota, Metazoa, Arthropoda, Insecta, Lepidoptera, Nymphalidae. Gene Ontology annotation, molecular function: protein serine/threonine phosphatase activity. The record is from RefSeq and is a predicted model, not a curated record. Gene Ontology annotation, cellular component: cytoplasm; nucleus. The coding region runs from base 111 to 1085 and encodes 324 amino acids.